UCCAUGGUUUUCAAUUGUUUUGUCCAAAUGUUUUUUGACGAGCAAAGUAUUUAUCCUCUUCAAAGUCAAAAUUUUUUCAGCUAAUCCGUUUUUAUUAUACGAAAAACCAAUCUUACGAGUAAUGAACACGUAUUGGAUUUGUUCCGAAUUUAUUCGCUAGUAUCAUUGUCAUCACUUUCACUUUUCACGCUUUUUGCUCUAUUCGUGGUUUUAGUGUGCAUAUACUGCAUAGGCGCAGUCGCCAUGGAUGACACCAUGUCGACCCUAACGAAAAUGACCCGCACGGUAAAGAAACUGGAGGUGCCCAGACCCCUGAAAUCGACGACUAGUUCCGCACAUACCCGCAACUCUGUAUUAGAUGUGAAAAUUAAUUCUGUUGAUGAUCUAAUAGUGCUGACGGAAGGUGUGGCAUACCAGAUGAUGCAGGGGAAUUUUGAUCGUGCCCUCCAGAGCAAUGUGGCUACCAUGUACUCCAAUCUCAAGCUUUAUGGUGCCCAGCUCGAAGCACUUUACAAGGAGUUUCUUGAUAGAUAUUUUGUUGUAUUCCGUAACGGGUCUCAGGAUGAAAGAUUAGACAAAAAAACUCGUCUCCAUCUUCUUGAGUUAAUAGAAUUACGUGCAAAGCAUUGGCAAGGAUCUGAUUAUAUGAGUCAAUAUUAUAGACACCGUGGUACUCACGCUGAGCCACUGUUAGUGCCUACCAUGGAAGGGUCGGGGUCGGGUGGCUCGGUGUCCCCCACGCUGGCUGCGCCUGCCGAGCCGCCCACUUUACUUGGCCCCGGUGAAGUCAUCAAGCCAUCUGGCAAAUUUCCUAAGCCAACAAAAAUACCGGGCAAAAACUAUUCCAAGGAUGAAGUUGUUAUUAGAAAUGCUGAUUCUGGAAAAGUGAUGGGUAUCAAGGGCAGACGGGUGCACAUGAUCGAGGAGAUAAGUGACACGAUAAUAUCGUUUCAGAGAGUGAGUCCAGGCGCCAAGGAGAGGCUUGUUCAAAUCACAGGUCCUAAUGAAGAAAAUGUUAAUCACGCGAAGCACCUGAUCGGCGACACGAUCCGGCGCAACGCGUCGCCGGUGCGGCUGGAGGGGGCGCUGGAGGGCGCGCUGGCGGGCUCGCGCGCCUCGCUCGACUCCGCCGGCUCGGACGACGCGCCGCGCCUCGUGCAGCGGGAGAAGUCCCCUCACAACAACACUCGGGCAUUGCUCCAUAGCUUCUCAACUAACGACGCCGCGCUGGGAGAGUAUAAGCACACUGUGACUUUUGGCCAACAUUCCAUUAAGAUCACGGGCAACAAUCUGGAUCUUGUUAAAACGGCGAAGCUGGUGUUGGACGAGUACUUCGAGAGCGCGGGCGCGCUGGAGGCGCUGGGCGCGGGCUCGGGGGACUUCUUCACGCUGUCGCAGCGGCCCGGCGCCGCGCUGCUGCUGCGCGAGGACGCGCUCAACGGUGACGAUGAUGUGUUCGCCCCCGCGCACGCGCACGCGCACGCCGACGACGCGCAAGGAGCGGCCGGCGCGCGGCAGACGUACACGUACGAGACGCUGGUGCAGUACGCGGACUCGCCGCUCAGCAAGCUGCCGCCCGCGGGCCUGGCCGGCUUCCCGCCCGAGCUCGUGCGCAAGCACGGCGAGGCGCCGGCGGGCGGCCGGGGCGCCGCCGACCGGCCCUAGGACUCCGCUGCGACCUGCCCGCCUCCCUCUGCCCGCCUCGCGCCCCGCCCCGCCCACCCCGUCCCACCUCACCGCACCGACGGGUUUUUUUGAUUUCAAUUUAAAAUAAUUUUUACUUUGAUCUCAAAAGGACCCCGACGCGAUCGCUUUACGCACGCUUUUAAUAUAGCAAAUUCGAAUGUGUUGAUAUUUUUGGAAAUGUCUUCCGAUUUUGAAAAUUGAACAGUUUUCCGGUUCUAUGAAUGCAACCGAGAUUAACUUUCACCAUAUUUGUUUCGGCUGGAACACAUUCGGAUUGCCGCUGCCGGCAUUCGGCGAGCCGCAGCGCCGCAGCGCCGCAGCGCUUCGGCCACUUGCGCCUGCUUUACUUUACUAAUAUAUUAGCUUUAGACACCCUGAAUGUAUUGUGACGAUGCUCAUUAAUGCCAAAUAUAUUGACUAACUAUUAUACGAUUAAAGUACAAACCCUGGGCUCGCAUACUUACCAACGUAUUUAUCUAAGCUUUUCCUAAACUAAGAGUACAUGAUGUCAUUAUAAGAUUAACAUUACGUUUUACUAAGACUGAAUUAUUUAGUAAUAUAGAAAUUACCUCAGAGCCCAAGGGUAAUAGAUUAGGCGUAACUUGGCCAUUCUGAAAAGACGAUGUUUCCAACAGACCAGUGAUAGAUAUCCAUCGCGACUGCUAAAGUGAUAAAAGUUAUUUAAUUGCCAGUGAGACAUUUAAUAACUGAGAAUGGCCAAGAUAUUUACUUAAUUUCUUUUUAAAAUUAAGGCGUAGAUUAAAAUCGACUUAAAGUUUAUAAAACUGAGGACUUAGGUUUAGAGAGAAAUUUAAAGAUUUAAUAAUGAUUGCAAGGUAACUAAUAUAAGUAUAGUUAAAAUUAAUGUUGUAUGUUGUAUGUUGUUGUUGUGAGUGUGUAAGGUAUGUAACAAAUUGUUGUGUUGUUGCCGCGCGGACAGAACGGGUACUCGAGGGAGGUUCGCUACAGGUAGACUUGUAUCCAUUGAGCGGAUUGAAAAAAUAUUGAUCUCUGGUUAUUGUCGAGGUGAUUUGUAUUGUUAUGAUUUACUUUAAUUGUUAAAUUCUUUUGUGUUAUUUUACCGUUGUCAAAUUGAUUUUUUUCUAAAUAAAACGUUAAAGCUA
Molecule: messenger RNA, 2810 nt
Organism: Papilio polytes (common Mormon)
Lineage: Eukaryota; Metazoa; Arthropoda; Insecta; Lepidoptera; Papilionidae
Gene: mxt
Exons: 12
Coding region: 244-1665 (473 amino acids)
Biological process (GO): regulation of formation of translation initiation ternary complex; positive regulation of translation
Cellular component (GO): RNA cap binding complex; cytoplasm
Molecular function (GO): RNA binding; eukaryotic initiation factor 4E binding; translation initiation factor activity
Source: RefSeq, a predicted model, not a curated record